Molecule: messenger RNA, 447 nt
Organism: Morchella sextelata
Lineage: Eukaryota; Fungi; Ascomycota; Pezizomycetes; Pezizales; Morchellaceae
Exons: 1
Coding region: 1-447 (148 amino acids)
Source: RefSeq, a predicted model, not a curated record
AUGUCUACUACCGGUCAUCAAACCCUACUUGCUGCCAAACCGGAGUCGGAACGCACAAUCAAGUUCGAUGCCAACGCUAAAACUAAGGAAGGUACAACGCUGGGCUAUUUCGUUCCAUACGGAGAUACUUCAGCGCAUUCAAAAGCUAUCGUUGAGCGCGCUUUGAAGCAAAGAAGCGAGGCGAAAGAGGGAGGUGUUGUAUGUGAGCCCAGGGAUGAGUAUGCGGAUGAUUCGGAUGACACGAAUGAUUCCGCGGAUGAUAUAGAGACUGAAGACAGCUCUGAAGAUGAUUCUGGAGAUGAUGCGGAAGAUGAUUCUGGGCCGAUGAAUGGGGAUGCGGCGGAAUCAAAGCCGGCGUGGCAGAUGAGAAAUGAUUCUGAGAACUUCUGGGAGUUAAGUGAUCUCGUGCGGCGGAAUGAAAAUUAUUUGACGAGGCAAAAGAAAUAG